AUGGCGCCACUCAACCUCUACGAUACGACCAUCGUCCCCAUCAUCAGCACGCUUCGCAAUCUCUCCGGCAUCCUCAAGAAAGGAGAGGCGUUCGCCGAUGCCAAGGGCAUCCCUCACUCUGAGCUCAUCGAAGCUCGUAUAGCGCCGGACAUGGCGCCACUUCCCUUCCAAGUCCAGACUGCCUCCAACACCGCCAAAUUCCUCGCCGUCCGUGUCGCUGGCGUGGAAAACGUCCCCUGGGAAGACAACGAGAAGACUUUCGAGGAGCUGCAAGCUCGAAUCACCAAGACGAUUGAGUUCCUUGAAGCCGUCAAGCGAGAGGAUUUCGAUGGCAAGGAAGCGAACCACGAAAUCACCUUCCAUGGUAUGAAACUUACUGGCCUGGAAUAUGUUAACGGGUUUGCCUUGUCCAAUUUUUAUUUCCAUGCCGUUACGGUGUAUGAUCUUUUGAGGAUGAAGGGCGUUGAUAUUGGGAAGAAGGACUGGCUGGGCAGGAAUUGA
Messenger RNA from Cladophialophora psammophila CBS 110553, 501 nucleotides. RefSeq lists its product as uncharacterized. Bases 1 to 501 code for a protein of 166 amino acids. NCBI's taxonomy places the organism in Eukaryota, Fungi, Ascomycota, Eurotiomycetes, Chaetothyriales, Herpotrichiellaceae. The record is from RefSeq and is a predicted model, not a curated record. The transcript has a single exon.